Molecule: messenger RNA, 1832 nt
Organism: Gaeumannomyces tritici R3-111a-1
Lineage: Eukaryota; Fungi; Ascomycota; Sordariomycetes; Magnaporthales; Magnaporthaceae
Exons: 1
Coding region: 109-1557 (482 amino acids)
Cellular component (GO): U5 snRNP
Molecular function (GO): protein binding
Source: RefSeq, a predicted model, not a curated record
UUGAAACCGCGACCCGUCACUCUUUCAUACCGACUGCCAUUCGAUACCAGUCCAGGCCCCUCUGGACAAUUCUAAUUCGCACAAGAACACCCAUCAGCUACACGGCUAAUGUCUUCAAGAUUCUCAGCGGCGCGCCCCAAGCGCGCUGGCGAAGCUUUCGCCCGGUCGCAUCACGGCGAAAGGGCGGGAUCGGACGGGGAGGAGGGCUCGGCCAAAAAAGUCAAGUUUGAUGUGCGAAACCCGUCAGCGCUUGUUGCGGACGAGCGCGAGGAAGACGACAUACUCGACGCCGACGUUAUAGGAAAGAGAGGCGGCACCGCCACCAAGCGAGGCGCCGUCAACAUCGACGGCUACGACAGCGACUCGGACAACGAAACCUUCCAUGCCCGCGCCCAGGCCAAGUCAGGCCGGGACGGGGACAAGCCCGUCAACAUAUUAGACCAGCUAGACAACUAUGACUCGAAGCUGAAGGGCACCGCGCCCGCGCCCGAUGACGAUGAUGACGAUGACAUGUUCGGCGGUGGAAAUUCCGACGACAAGCCCGCGGCCCAGAACAAGACUAACGAAAGUGGGCGCAAGAACAAGGAGGUCCGCUUUCUGGAUGCGCGCGACAUAGAAGGUGAGGAGCACACCAGCAAGAGCGGCGGGCAGGUGCGGCUGGACGAUGAGGAGAGCAGCGACGAGGAGGACGAGGAGCUCGCGAUCCAGGAGGAGGAUGUGGACGACGAGGUCGGCGCCGGCGGCCUCAAGCGGCACGCCCCCAAGAUCGACGCCUUCAACAUGAGGUCCGAGCAGGAGGACGGAGCGUUCGACGAGGCCGGCAACUUCGUGCGCAAGGCGACCGACACGGACGCCGUGCACGACCGGUGGCUCGAGGGCAUCAAGAAGAAGGACAUGAAAAAGGCCGCCGAGGCGCACGAGAAGCGCGAGGCGGAGCUGCGCCGCCAGCGCAAGGAGGACGACAGGGUCAUCACGUCAGACAUGAUUAGUUCGCUCAUCCUCAACCUGGAAACGGGGGAGACGCCACUGGAGGCGCUUGCCAGGUUAGGCAAAAGCCAGGCCAAGUUCAAAUCCAAGGCGAAGAAGGUGCCGCGGUGGAAGCAGAAGAAGCAGAGCGCCGCCGAAGACACAAUGGACGUCGACAAGGACGCGACGCCAGAAGACGCCGCGUACCAGCGAGUCAAGGCGGCCAUAAACCAGGUCACCGAGGCCGCAGACCGUCUGCUUGGAAGGGAGUUCCCGGAAAUUUACGACACCGAGAGAGAGAUACUUGUCAGGGAGUAUAGGAAAGAGACGGGCGAGGAGUGGAUCGAGCCCGCGCGGCCGGAUAGUCUAGAGGAGACAUCGGCGGCAGGGGCGACCACCGAGGGACCAGAGCCAGGAGGGGAGCAGUGGGAAUAUCGCUGGACCGAUGGCAGGGACGGCGCCGCCAAACAGGGCCCCUUCGACACCGCCAUGAUGAAGGCCUGGCAUGCUGCUGGGUACUUUGGCGAGGGUGUUGAGUUCCGGAAGGCCGGGGAUGACGGACCGUGGACACAAACAGCUCCCUUCGCCUAAGGAACAGGUAAUGGUAGCUCGGUCGGCGUAUUGCUUUGUCCAUGCGACCAGACGUGAGCCAAAACAUGUGUCAAGCCUUGUAGUAGGUAGGAUCCUGACGACUCUCUGGAUAGCUUGCGUCCCCUUCAAUGUGCAGCUCCACAGUCUCUGGGUCAACAAUGGUCGCGUCCUUUGCGGUAAUCUUUUCGGCGGCUAGCCGUUCCAGUAACGUAAAUCCCAGAGACAUUGGUUAGACGCCAUAGGCUAACCUUUUGACUGUCCGUAACGCCCGGCCG